UGGGGGAGGCGGGGAGAGUCUCCGGCUGCCGAGGAGCCCCCCUAGACGCCGCUGCCGUCAUUAGACAUUUCUUCCCUUUCUUCCCUCCCCCCUCAAGAAAAGGGGGGGGGAGAAGAGGGGAAAGGCGCCGAUUGGCCGAGCAAGCUGCAAGCGAGCAAAGACCCUCCUCUCCAGCCAGCCAGGCGGGCUGGGGCUGCUGCGCAUCGCUGGGGGACCGGCUGGGGAAGGGAUGCGGUGGGGCGCACGGCCUGGCCCCCGGCGGGGACAGCAUGACCCGGCGUGAUCGGCUCAUGAAGGGGAGACCCCAGAGGCAGCCCGAGGCCGGGGGAGGCUCCCGGGCGGGGUUCAUACUGGCCAGACCAACGCUUGUCCUAAUGCUGGAAAGGGGAGAACAGCCCUGCGUGAGCAACAGCAAGAAUGGAGUGGCCAGCAACCCUCUGAGCAGCAGUGUUGCGGAUUCGCAAGCCCUGAAGGAGAACGCCAAGUCGCCUUCGCCUGCCGCCCUGUCUUCGCCCCCCACCACGGAGUCCCCCAAGCCGGCCCGUCCCCGGCGCCCCCGGCCUCCCGCCGUCCUGCCCUCGGAGCGCCCCUACCAGUGCAAGGAUUGCGGGAAGCGCUUUGUCUACCGCUCCAAGCUGGCCACUCACCAAUGGACCCACUGCGCCGAGCGCCCCUACAAAUGCCCCGAUUGCCCCAAGAGCUUCAGCUACCCGUCCAAGCUGGCGGCCCACCGCCGCACGCACACCGGCGAGCGCCCGUACCCCUGCACUCUGUGCCCCAAGCGCUUUGGACACCGCUCCAAGCUGGCUGCCCACCAGUGGAUCCACACCCCGGAGCGCCCCUACAAAUGCGCCGACUGCCCCAAGAGCUUCUGCUACCCUUCCAAGUUGGCGGCCCACCGCCGCACCCACACGGGCCAGCGGCCUUACCCUUGCACCCGCUGCGGGAAGAGCUUCUGCUAUCCAUCCAAGCUCGCCGCCCACCAGCAGAUCCAUGCGGCGGCGGCAGCGGGACGCCCCUACCCGUGCCUGCACUGCAGCAAGAGCUUCCGGCAGCUCCGCAAUCUUACGCUUCACCAGCGGGUGCACGAGGACGGGGAGGUGGGGGAUGAGUUGUCCCAAAACAAGGGCCACAGCAAUGGGGAACGGUCCUAGAGCAGAGCUCUUGAUGUCCGGACAAUGUGGGGAUUGCGGGGAGGAAGUUCACGCGUUUGGAUGUUUGGUGGCUGUGGUGGGAUCAUUGUAAAUAACUGAACCUGAGGAGGGGGGGAUUUGGGGGUUACGUGAAGACGCUCUUCCAUGACCCCCCUAGCUUCUUGGCCCAUGGUGCUGUCUUGUCAAUACUCCCCGUUAACCCUGCAGUGCCAAGUAGAAGCCCCCUGUAGGCGGAGCUGUGUAUACCAAGCUGAAAAAAGGACCCACCAUUCUGCGCUGAAAAUCUGAGUUCCGCAUCACAAAAAGAAUAAUAAUCUGCAACCUGAAAAAAAAUCACAGAAACGUGCACGUCUGUGCAACUCGUUUUGCUUUCAUCCAUCUCCCUCUGGCUUCCCCUGAGGGGUCUCAUGGAGCUCUGGAGUUUGCUCCAUCACCUUGACUCUGUGCCCUGAUUCUGCCCAAGUCCAAAUGUUCAGUUCCCAUAAACAGCUUGCAAAGAUCGAUGGGAAAUGAAGGGCUUUGCACGAACCUUCCUCAGCAUCACCGAGUGACGGAUUUUGCAUUGCUCUGCAGAGAAUGGGAUGAAUCUCUGGCCACUAUCAGGGCUGUUUGUUUUCUGUGCUGCUGUGAUGAACUGGUGCAUGCUGGCAGGUGGAAGGUGCAACUCAGGAUCGGGAGAACUAAAGGUUUCCUUUAAGACCAUCCUGUCAAUCUUGCAGCCUCUGAGCUGUACCCCAGUUAUGUAUAGUGGCCUACCAGAUGCAUUGUGAACAGUGUUCCCCAUAAUGGGGGAUUCCCAGAUGUUGUUGACUACAAUUCCCAUCAUCCCCAAAGAGCAUUGCAGGUUGGGAGGGUGGGAGUUGCAGUCAACAACAUCUGGGAAUCCCUGUUACAGGGAACACUGGUUGUGAACCCAGUUUUUGCAUCCCGUCUACAAAACUGGGAGUUUUAACUCCCCAGCGCGUUACUGGUGCAUGUCAUGUCUGAUUGAAGGAAAAACAACUGCCUUCUAGCCUGUAUAGAGGCAGAGAUGAGCCUGACAAAUCAAACGACUUUAUUGUGGUCAAUGACCAGCUUAAUACAGAAUAUCAUAUUGAAAACAAAUAUGUUACCCUGACAAAGGGAUUCUGAAUGUCAAAGUAAGAUUGAUGCCAGAAGGGCCGGAGGGACAACUUCCAGAAAUAAACCGGAGGGGGGGGGGCGUCCCGUGCUUUUUUACAGUUGUAAGCCCUCCCUCCCACUGAGGAGCCAAAAUAGAAAAACCUUCACAAGUUAACACUUAUGGAGCUUUUCUUGGCAUAGAGACAGGCCUGAAGCCAGCAGGGUGCCAGUCACAGCCAAAAAAAACUGGUUCCGGCAGCCCAUUUCCAUCCAAAGAUGCACCCAGCCGCUCCAACCCGUGCGUGGAUUGCAAAAGGGACACGCGUUUGCCGCACAGCAGAAAGCAGCUUACGCACGAUUUCUUCCGUUCGAGCAGGCUGUUGAAAUUUUGGCUUUCCCUGCUUGGUGUACACAACUUCUUGGCCUCCUGUUCCUCCCGUGUGGCUGAUUUGCCCCCAACUCCCAGGAAGACAGCAACCUCCUUGGUGGUAUUUCAUCCUUCCUUUCAGUUCUGAGGUUCCAUGUGUCUUUCGGCCGUAAAUGCUGGAUUCCUUAUCCACACGUCUUCUCCAGUUUUCUAGGCACGAGCCCACAUUCCCCACUCUCCCAAUUCCUGGAUGAAUCGCACUCUUAUUCUUUACAUCUUUUUAAACAUUUGCCAAAGUAUCCUCUUCCCUCCCGGGUCACCUCCCGCCCCAAACCAGCACAGGUGGAUUCCCCGACACUGCAAGACGGCAGCGUGUUUGGAUGGUUGCAGGGGGCCAUGGGACAGAUGGGGUGGGGCUGAUUGGUCCAUGGUCUGUUCGUAGUUGAUGCUAAAAGCAGGACUCCUUUGGGGAGCCUUUUGUCUUAUUUUUCUUGGGAAAUUAAUAAAACAUAUAAAAGCGGA
Hemicordylus capensis (graceful crag lizard) is the source of this 3144-nucleotide messenger RNA. It is a transcript of the gene ZNF575, whose product is annotated as zinc finger protein 575. The coding region runs from base 270 to 1154 and encodes 294 amino acids. Gene Ontology annotation, molecular function: DNA-binding transcription factor activity, RNA polymerase II-specific; RNA polymerase II cis-regulatory region sequence-specific DNA binding. The transcript has 3 exons. Gene Ontology annotation, cellular component: transcription regulator complex; nucleus; PcG protein complex. Gene Ontology annotation, biological process: regulation of transcription by RNA polymerase II. NCBI's taxonomy places the organism in Eukaryota, Metazoa, Chordata, Lepidosauria, Squamata, Cordylidae. The record is from RefSeq and is a predicted model, not a curated record.